AUGAUCGUGAACCUGGUGAACAAGUAUGGCGUGGUCCCCAAGAAGUGCUUCCCCGAGUCAUACAGCUCCCGGCGCAGCAUGCACAUGAACGCCAUCAUCAAGACCAAGCUGCGCGAGUUCGCGAAGGAACUAAGGCUGCUGGUGGCCUCCAAGACACCGGACCCCGUGAUUCAGAACACCAUCAAAGCGCAGGUCGCGAUCAUUUUCAACAUUGUCGCCACUUGUCUGGGCACCCCUCCGGAAAAGUUUGUCUACGAGUUCUAUAAUAAGGACAAGGCUUACAACACCUUGGGACCGCUGACGCCGCAGGAAUUCUACAACAAACAUGUCCGGCCUCUGUUCAACGUUGAUGACAAGGUGUGCCUGGUGAGUGACCCGCGGGAAUCGAACCCGUUCGGGCAUCUGUACACGCUGCAAUGCCUCGGCAACGUGGUAGGCGGCAGGCAGACCGCCUACAACAACCAGCCCAUCGAAAUCCUCAUCAAAGCGGUGAAGGACAGCAUCGAGGGUGGUGAGGCGGUGUGGUUCGGAUGCGAGGUCUCAAAGAGAUUCGAGCGCAAAAACGGCCUCGAGGAUUUGGACGCACAAGACUACAAGCUUGUAUUCAACACGGAGGUUCAGAUUGGGAUGAAUAAGGCUGAUCGUCUGUCUUAUGGCGAUUCGUGCAUGACCCAUGCCAUGGUCUUUACAGCUGUUGGAACCGAUGACAAAGGAAACCCAACAAAAUUCCGCGUGGAGAACUCUUACGGCGAGAAGGAGUAUGACAAGGGGUAUCUGCUGCUCACCGCUCCUUGGUUUAGGGAGUUUGUAUUUGAGAUUGUCGUGGACAAGAAAUAUGUACCAGAACAUGUAUUAGAAGUUUUCAAGCAGCAACCCAAAAUAUUGCCGGCUUGGGAUCCAAUGGGCACUUUGGCCUGUCCCGUGUGUUCUAAGGAA
Molecule: messenger RNA, 936 nt
Organism: Iphiclides podalirius (scarce swallowtail)
Lineage: Eukaryota; Metazoa; Arthropoda; Insecta; Lepidoptera; Papilionidae
Source: the annotation of a GenBank genome assembly